AUGGAUGGCUCUAUGACAAUCCCAGGGCUCCCAAAACCAGCUUUGGAGUGCCCCACAGACAUCUUGGAGAAGGAGCCAGCGCCCCCACGCUUGAAUCUUCUCACGCCUCGAUCGGAUCUAUACCCAAUCAUCCCGCAGAACAUCAUGCAGGAGUAUGGAGCACACGAGUCGUUCAGCGAGGAGUUCAACUCUUUCCUCGACAAGGUGGUCGAGGAGUUUGGCCCAAUUCCCCAAGACGAGAGCGCUGAAGACAAGAAGAACAAGGAGACUGGGCAGGACAACAAGGAGAAGGAUGGCAAUGGGAAGGACGAGCCGAACAAGGCGGAGGGUGAAACCAAGGCACCUCGCAAGCGCAAAUCAGGUGGAGCAAACGGAGCAGAUGCCAAAAAGCAAAAGGUCGAUAGCAGCAAGGUGAAGACCAUUGACUCAGUAGGCAAACAAGGUGCGCUGGUUGAGACACCGCUCAUCAAUGCCAAGAUUGAGGGCGUUCAGCUCCACAUCAAGAGCCAGAACAAACCGUACUUGUUCAACACAGGGGCCCAGGAAGCCUCAUUGAAAGCAGGACUCAUCAUUUGUGGGUUUGGCAAGGGCAAGUGGAAGCUUGCUGAGGGGAGUCAAGAGAACAACCCCCGGACUGAAGUGCUAUUUGAGCUCAGUGGCCCAGAUGACCUGGUGCUUUUCAACGGACACCUGAAAACAGUGUUCGAGGUGGUGCAGGCUCAGCAGCAAAAGGUGCCAAAAGUGAGAAUCGCGCACCACACCAUGACUGAGGAACCGGAUGCAAAGCGCCCAGGGAACUUCAAUUUGAAAAGGUCCCACUCAGUCUGGUUUGUGCCACAGGCUGGCAAUGUGUAG
Molecule: messenger RNA, 855 nt
Organism: Durusdinium trenchii
Lineage: Eukaryota; Dinophyceae; Suessiales; Symbiodiniaceae
Source: the annotation of a GenBank genome assembly